UGUCCAUUAGUGAUUAUACUAUAUCGUGAUUCAAACUAAGCUUUAUAGACGUUUUUGAGAUAAAAAAAAUCUUAGUGUUUAACUAGUUGACUUUCUUUCAACCAAAUAAACAAUUUAAACACCCAUCAGCCGGUUAUCCACAAUGGAGAUUACGAUGGUUGACUGUUUGAAUAAUGUCAUGGUUAGACAAUUUAUGUGUGCAACUCAACUCGCAGCAAUCAACUUCAAAGUAAAAAAUUUAUCAAAAGAAGUUGAUUUUAUAUUAAUGAUCCUGUCACAUCCAAUGUUGCAGAAAUAUCCACUGAAAACUCUGUACAUCACUAGAUUUUUGAAAGCAAUUAUUGUUCAAAUGGAAAAUAAUGGAAAUGAAUUGUGUGAUGACUUAUAUUUAAAGUAUGUUGAACUCAUCCAAAACGAAUCUAAUGAAGGACCUUUUUACAAACACUAUAUACUAGAUAAUAAUAUUAGUAACGAGUUAACAGAGUCUGUCAUAACCAUCCAAGAGAGUACCAGUAUUGUUUCGCAAGGAACUACAGGACUCUGCACGUGGCAGGCAGGUAUAGCACUAAGCUGUUGGUGUUUGAAAAAUCAAGAUAUACUCAAAGAUAAAUUCAUCAUCGAGUUGGGUUGUGGAACUGGAUUGAGUGGAAUAAGCGCAUGUUUAAAUUGUAGUCCCAGCGAAUAUUGGUUUACAGACUGUCACUCAGCCGUUUUAAACACCUUAAAACACAAUAUACAAAUUAAUGAAACACAUCAUAAAUUCAAUUGUAAAUAUGAUAUUAUUCAACUAUCCUGGAAUGAUAUAGAGGAUUUGAAAAUGUUUGAAAAGAAAAAACCUGAUUUAGUUCUAGCAGCUGAUGUGAUAUUUGAUGAUACCAUGUUUGAACCAUUAUGUAGUACAUUGAAAUAUUUUACAAUCAAUAUUACAACCGAAAUAAUACUGUUUUGUACAUUGAGAAAUUCUGAGACUUAUACAAAAUUCCUUGCAACUCUAAAAAAGUACGACCUACAUUUUGCACAAAGUGUCUUACCUGACAAUUACUCAAUUGUGUUACAACAAAAUUGCCCAAUAUAUAUAAUACGUGUAAAACAAAAUGCAGUCAUGUCUAAAUAUAAUAUAUUAUAGUUAAUUAUAAACCAUUGGUACAAUGAUUAUAUUAUAAAUAAAUAUUUCUUUGAACUCUUCUUCACCACACAUACUGAACUCAAAAAAAACAUUUUAUUUAUUUUUAAAUGGUUCAUAGUUAGGACUAACUUUUGGAUGAUAUCGUCUGAAUUCUCCAAUAACAAUGUCCUUUUCUUUCAUUGCAUUCUGAAAUUAUAAAAAAAUAUUGUGUGUUAAAGAAAUAUAUACAAAUACUCUACUCAAGAAAUCAUUUCGAUGAAAUAUUGAGAAAGAAUAUAACUGUAGACUAUAGUGUUCUACAGUAUACAACUAGGGUUAGGAUGUGGUAGCAUUUUGCAUAUUUGUUUGAAGCCCCCAAAAUAUAGCUAAACGUGUUAAAAAUCUGUUUCACUUACAAAUUGAUUUGGUUUUGGGAUAUAUUUUUUAUAAAUGUGUAUUUUAAGUAUGUUUAUAGAAUAAAUGCAUAAUACAACA
This is a messenger RNA of Metopolophium dirhodum (rose-grain aphid), 1600 nucleotides long. Its product is annotated as protein-lysine N-methyltransferase EEF2KMT. Lineage: Eukaryota; Metazoa; Arthropoda; Insecta; Hemiptera; Aphididae. The record is from RefSeq and is a predicted model, not a curated record. The transcript has 6 exons. The coding region runs from base 143 to 1126 and encodes 327 amino acids.